AUGACGAAAAGUAAAGGGGAACGUCUCUACCGAGCCUGCAUUCGCUGUAGGCAGCGGAAGACGAAAUGCGAUCUGUAUGUCGCCCACAAGGCCUGCUACGAAUUGUCAGUUAACAGCUUUAGACAAUAUACCAACGAAAACAAUUACUAUCCUUGCUCAAAGUGCUUUUCUGAAGGGCAUAGAUGUGUGAUUGCCACUUCUCGACGAGGCGGCGAUUACUCUCGGUUUCGUGUCCGGAAAUCCCAGAAACACCGAGAGGAAGAGCUUCGAGAAUGCGAUCGAUCAGAGCACACUAUUGAAUCCAGAGCUGUAGAUUCAGUCAAUACAGAGACCGUGGCGGCAGACCACAGACUUGGGGGUAUUCAGAAUCCGCUAGAGGCUCUUCAGAUUCUUGCACAGACGGCUGCGACUGAAAGGAGUGCAGAAAGGAGGAAAACAUUAAUGUAUCAAGUCGACAUUAAUCAGAUGUCUACGAGAGAAGAAAGUAAUGCUCAGGAUAGUUCCGUCACUCAUCCAGCAAGGAAAUCCUCGACUCUUCUUACUACUGUGUUGACCAUCGCAACAAAGGACCGAGGGGGCCUGGAAGGCUUGCAUGCCAGAAUAUCUCAGUACAUGGAAAAGCUACUACUGCGAGUUGUGUUGGGCGCUGCCAGUGUUCGGCAUGUUGGCUCAGUGGAAGGACUGCUGCUCCUCGCCGAGUGGGUUCCACACAUCAGUACCGAGGAAUGGGCAAGGGAUGCUGCAGCCAGCAACGGUCCGCCUCAACAGGUGCAAGUGACUGAAGAGGAUAGUGUUUCAUGGAAUCUCAUUGGACUGGCAGUCCGUCAAGCCUAUUUGUUACACCUGGAAAGGUAUUCGUUUCGAGGCGAAUCAAAGGAUGAGGAUAAAUUGGAUUAUCAUCGUAAUAGACUGGCCUGGAUCUUCACGUACCUUGCCGACCGUCAGAUUUCUAUCCAAAUGGGUCAAGCCUUCUGGUGUCGCGGGCCUGGUUUAUCCACUCGGUUCACGAUAGAAGACUACCCCUACCUACGGCCCCAGAAGGCGAAUGGGGUCGAUUAUGCGAGUUUUGUCCAGGCUCAAGUUGAGCUAACCACUAUCUUCGGAAAUAUUCAUGAUAUCCUAUACGCAUCGAAAACUCGCACUGUGCAGCUGAUGCUCAUGGGCGACUACACCAAGUAUCUUGAUGAUAGCUCCAAGGCACUGGCCAUGUGGAAAGAGGCCUGGGCCAAUGUCGAUUUACCUUUUCACCUAAGCGGUCUCCUAUGUCUCCAGUUCGAGUACCUCCGUCUCUACAUCAACGCGUUCGCUUUCCAGGCGGUUCUUUAUCGAACGCCUAAGAGUCCCGUUGGAAGCGAUAACGGAAAGACUUCAUACUUCCCCUACAGCGUGAUGGCUAGUGCUGAUGGUAGACACAUCUAUAUUGCUAUCGAUGCAGCUAAAAGCGUGCUCAAGUACCUCAUGGAGCGGUUGAACCCCACGAAGCACCUCAGGUAUAUUCCUGUCCGGUUCUACCUAUACGAGAUACAUGCUUCGGUGUUCCUCUUCAAAGCGCUGACUGUUGGAGCUUUAAGCUCUGAGGAACAACAGACCUGUACCACGCUAGUUCGCCAAUUUAUCUCCAUGCUCAAAAGUGCAGCCACAAGCCCAUCUCAUAUCACUUCCAGAUACAGCAAGCUGCUCACAAGUCUGUGGUUCCAAGGACAGACCACGCCGGAGACAGCAAACGACUCUGUUCAGUCGAGUGGCUCUGCGCAAAACCCGCUACCGAGCCCUAUAGACCUCGACGAAUUUGCAAGCACUUCCGUGAUAGACAGUACAGGCCCUUUCCAGGAUGACUUCCAGACUCAGCAGGCAUUAUCCUUUCUAGAGUCAACUGAAGGUUUAGAAUGCCCUGACACUUUUUUGUCUAACUUGCCGUUUCUUCGCGGUGGGUUCCCUGGCUUGGAGAACCACGGUGUGGGUCAGCUUCUGAUGGAUUUGUAA
Messenger RNA from Aspergillus oryzae RIB40, 1983 nucleotides. Its product is annotated as Zn(II)2Cys6 transcription factor. The transcript is spliced from 4 exons. The record is from RefSeq and is a predicted model, not a curated record. Bases 1 to 1983 code for a protein of 660 amino acids. Gene Ontology annotation, biological process: regulation of DNA-templated transcription; DNA-templated transcription. Gene Ontology annotation, cellular component: nucleus. Gene Ontology annotation, molecular function: zinc ion binding; DNA-binding transcription factor activity, RNA polymerase II-specific; DNA binding. NCBI's taxonomy places the organism in Eukaryota, Fungi, Ascomycota, Eurotiomycetes, Eurotiales, Aspergillaceae.